AAGUACGCACCCAUUCAUCACGACAUAUAUAUUCUUUGUUGGGGGGCCAAGAAUACAUUUUUACAGAACGUUCGUGUCAGAGGAUCAUCCACUAUGUAUCGUAUCGUGAUUGCAGUUCUACUUCUCGCAAACCAAGGUUUUGCGUUAAACUGCUACCAAUGCGGUUUAACCACCGAAACCGGUUCAUGCAGUACUGGUUCAAUUUCCGCAGCUAACUUACAGGCGUGCCCUGCUGGUUUUAACUACUGCACCACGCUAUCUUUGAUCAACCAGAACGGUGGUGGAAGCAGUACAACAACCAGGGGAUGCAGUGCCACUCCUCAAGCUCACUCUUGCAUCGGAGCCUUCGGAUUUUACUCAUGUACUGGAGCAACUUGCGCAACUGACGGUUGCAACAGCGGAACUGUUCAAUUUGUAACUCCUACGGGUGGUGGUGCUGGCAAGAAAGAGGCAACAAUUCUCGCUGUUGUUUUGUCUUCGAUUCUAAGUUUCGUUGUUUGCUCUCUUAAUUAAAUAGGAAUUUUGCAAUCAUUUUCUGAAUAAAUAUAACCUAUGUAAAAAUUUAACCUAUCGUUUUUAAUCUAACCAAUUCAAUAAUUGUAAUAUAUGCGGUUAUUAAAUUAUAUAAUUUGAUGCGUUGUACAUUUAUGUGGCUCUUUUUGGAAUAAUAUAGCACCAUUAAAAUGAUACGAAGCUUAUUUAUGACAA
Ciona intestinalis (vase tunicate) is the source of this 708-nucleotide messenger RNA. NCBI's taxonomy places the organism in Eukaryota, Metazoa, Chordata, Ascidiacea, Phlebobranchia, Cionidae. The record is from RefSeq and is a predicted model, not a curated record.